AUGGAAGAUGCCGCGAGCUCCCCUACGGGCGGCCGUCGCCGCAGCCCCCCCGGCGCCGGCCACGAGUCUAGAAACCGCGGGGGCACCUCCCUGUACCGCCUCAAUUCGAACCAGAGCAAUACCAGCGUCUUCGAAGACGUCGAGAUGGCGCAUGAAGAGCUCUACUCGGGCCCCAUGGCUGAGAGCCUGCCCACAAGUGUGUCGGCGUUUUCCCAUCGCAGAGCACGGGCCGACUCAACCGCGAGCUUCACGUACUACGAAGAGGAGGAGGAACUUGCGCCGGAGCCAGAAGACCGCGAAAGUGUCUAUCGGAGGCCGAGCGUGUCGGGCAGCUACAUCCGCCGCAGUAUCAGCGACCUCGGCGAUGUAAACGAAUUCGAGUUCUCCGUCGACGACGACGAAGAUUCGGCGGAUCGUGAGUAUCAGGCUACCGAGGACGACUACGUCCUCCGCCGAUGCUCCUCGGCCCAGUCACGCACUUCGGUCCACGCCCGCCUACUCCGUCAUGAUAGCGCUGCGACGGCAGCGAGCUCUCGUCAUGAAGGCCGUACAAGCCAGAAGAUCUAUAUGCCCAACGAGGACCUGACCAUCGCCGUUGCUGGCUUUCGCACGAGCAGGGUCGGAUACGCAUGCUACGUGUUUACCUGCGUUGUUUCAUGUGGACUUGCUUUCCUGCUCUUCCGAUGGCUUCCGCGAUGGUAUGUUGGACUUGUCGGCCGGCCAUUUCCCUUGAGGGAGUGCCACUGGGUUGUUGUUGAGAACCAAUGGGGCGAGCUCGCAAUUAUGUCGGUCAAGACCCAGCUCUACGGACGUCCCCUCUCGUCUGUCUUUGGCCUCCCUGAGAAGAUCUUCGCCUACGGCCUAGACGACGAGGAUAGUGAUCCCCUGAUGGAUAGUCUCCGGACUCUCGACUAUCGCUACGUUCGCCUCUGCUACCACCCCCUCAAGGAUAAGUUCGUCAUGUCUACUGGGUGGAAGGAUCCGGAAUGGACUGAUGUCCGUUCCGUGCGUGCCGGGCUCGACAGUGACGAAAAGUCCAUCCGCGAGAUUAUCUUUGGGAGCAAUUUGAUCGACGUCGACCAGAAGCCUGUUGGCCAACUGCUUGUUGACGAGGUCCUGCAUCCCUUUUACAUGUUUCAAGUAGCCAGCCUGAUCCUUUGGUCCAUGGACUCGUACUACUACUAUGCCGCCUGCAUCUUCGUCAUGUCAGUCGGUAGCAUCACUGCUACGCUCAUUGAAACCCGCGCGACUAUGAAGAGGCUCAGGGAGAUAUCCCGGUUUGAAUGCGACGUUCGCGUUCUCCGUAAUGGAUUCUGGAGAUACGUCUCAUCUAGCGACCUGGUUCCGGGAGACAUUUACGAGCUCAGCGACCCAAAUCUGACACAGUUUCCAAGCGAUGGAUUGCUUCUCAGUGGAGACUGCAUUGUCAACGAGAGCAUGCUGACCGGUGAAUCUGUACCGGUCUCGAAGCUGCCGGCCACGGACGAGGUGCUUCGGGCUAUGGACCUCGGGGCGGCUUCCGUCUCGCCUGAGACUGCACGACACUUCUUGUUCUGCGGCACCAAAAUCAUCCGUACGAGGCGGCCGCACGAGGACGAGGGAGGCGACGCCGUUGCCCUUGCCCUUGUAGUGCGGACUGGCUUCAAUACGACCAAGGGCGCCUUGGUCCGUUCCAUGCUCUUCCCCAAGCCUUCGGGCUUCAAGUUCUAUCGCGACUCCUUCAGAUACAUCAGUGUCAUGGCCAUGGUCGCCUUGCUGGGCUUCGUGGCCUCUUUUAUCAACUUUGUCAGGCUCAACCUUGCGUGGCACUUGAUCAUUGUGCGGGCGUUGGAUCUCAUCACCAUCGUUGUCCCGCCUGCCCUCCCCGCGACCCUUACGAUUGGCACCAACUUCGCCCUUGCACGCCUCAAGAAGAAGGAAAUAUUCUGCAUCAGCCCUCAAAGGGUGAAUGUCGGCGGCAAACUGGACAUCAUGUGCUUCGACAAGACUGGUACGUUGACAGAGGAUGGCCUCGACGUGUUGGGGAUCCGUGUCAUAUGUCCAGAGACGCACAAGUUCAGCGACGUCAUGUCGGCACCGCCGUCGAUUGAGAGCCAUGCCGAAAAUGUCGCGUCGCAGAAGCGGAGCCCUACCAAGGCCGCGCUGUACACCAUGGCAACAUGCCACUCCCUUCGCUCGGUGGACGGCGGCCUCGUUGGGGACCCGCUAGACGUUAAGAUGUUUGAGUUCACCGGCUGGUCGUUUGAGGAAGGCAAACACCGGGUAGGCGACGGCGAGGACGAGGAUCAAGGCGGGCUUGCUCCCUCCAUCGCGCGCCCACCUGACGAAUCCGCUGAGCUUGGUGUUUUGAAGUCAUUUGAGUUCGUGUCGCAGCUCAGACGAGCCAGUGUUAUUGUCCGUCAUUUUGGGCAGAAGAGCGGCGACAUUUUCGUCAAGGGAGCCCCCGAGGCGAUGCGAGAAAUCUGUCGGCCGGAGAGCUUCCCUCAUGACUACGACGAGCUCUUGUCGUAUUACACUCACAAGGGGUAUCGCGUCAUUGGCUGUGCGACGCGCCAUCUGCCGAAGCUUACCUGGGUCAAGGCGCAAAAGAUGACCAGAGACGAGGUUGAGAGCCGUCUUGACUUUGUCGGCUUCAUCAUUUUCGAGAACAAGCUCAAGCCUACCACGGCGGGUGUGUUGAAGGAGCUGCUCGACUCCAACAUUGGCGCGGUGAUGGUGACAGGCGACAACAUCCUCACAGCCAUUAGUGUUGCGCGGGAAUGCGGACUGUUGGAUCGCAACGCGCAUUGCUUCGUGCCGCGGUUCACACGCGGCGAUGCACGCGAUCCCACAGCUGAACUGCACUGGGAAAGCAUUGAUAACAACGUCUACAGCCUUGAUAAACGGACUCUUUCGCCUUUGCCAGUCCCCCCUGAGGCCGACGCUUCGUUGCCGUACGACAUUUCCAACCUCCGUAAUUAUUCUCUGGCUGUUAGCGGAGAAGCGUUCCGCUGGAUUGUCGACUAUGCAUCGCCAGAGGUUUUGCGAACGAUGCUUGUCCAAGGCAAGGUGUUUGCACGAAUGUCGCCAGACGAGAAGCACGAAUUGGUUGAGAAGCUUCAGAGUAUAGACUAUUGCUGCGGAUUCUGCGGUGACGGCGCCAACGACUGCGGAGCGCUCAAGGCAGCGGAUGUCGGCAUCUCCCUGUCAGAAGCAGAAGCGUCUGUGGCGGCGCCCUUUACAUCGAGGGUGUUUGACAUUGGCUGUGUCCUCGAGGUCAUCAAGGAGGGGAGGGCCGCGCUUGUGACGAGUUUCAGCUGCUUCAAGUACAUGAGCCUGUACUCGGCAAUCCAGUUCACGUCAGUGAGCUUCUUGUAUGCCAAGGCGUCCAACCUCGGCGACUUUCAGUUCCUUUUCAUCGACCUUCUUCUAAUAUUGCCCAUCGCCAUAUUCAUGGGAUGGGCCGGCCCGGCGCCUAAGCUGUGCCGGAAGCGGCCAACGGCGGACUUGGUGUCGCGCAAAGUCUUGACACCGCUUCUGGGCCUCAUGGGCAUCUGUAUUCUCAUCCAGGCCGUGGCAUAUGUGACGGUCCGACAGCAGAGCUGGUACAUACCACCCAAGGUCAAGCACGACGAAUCAAGUAUCAAAAACUCGGAGAACACAGCCUUGUUCUUGGUGUCGUGCUUCGAGUACGUCUUGUCAGGAGUGCUCCUGAAUGCCGGACCACCGUUCCGGCAGGGCACGCUGCAGAACUGGCCGUUCAUGGCGACAAUCACGGUGGCACUGGGCGUAUCGGUGUACAUGGUGCUGGCCCCGGCGCAUUGGCUGAAGAAGCUUAUGCAACUGACGAACAUGAGCCGGGGGUAUGAGAUGGCCCUGAUCGGGCUUGGAGUGGCAUACAUCGGGAUGGCCUGGGUGUUUGAGCGGCACCUGGCGCUGCGCCUCGCGAGGUUCUUGGGGGCGGCCAAGGAGCGCCUCACGGGACGAGGCAAGAAGCGCAAGGAGUACAAGAUAAUCCGAGAGAGCAUCUGGGAGUCGCUGGCCAUGAACUACGACUGGAUCCUCGACGGCGGCUACCUGCCGCAUGCCGUCAUCCGCGUCGGCAUCCGGCGCCAGCUCCGGGACCGGCUGGCAUCCAUCGCCAGCACGUCCCUGAGCGAUGCCAUCGCCAGCAAGAUGGCCUACAUUGAGCGCCUCCGCACGCGGCCCAUGGCCGUGGAGACGGAUGCCGCCAACGCCCAGCACUACGAGGUCGGCACCGGCGUGCUGGCGGCCUGUCUCGGCCCGCGCAUGAAGUACUCGUGCUGCCUGUAUCCCAAGGGCGGCGAGACGCUGGCCCAGGCCGAGGUCGCCAUGCUCCAGUCCUACCUCGACAAGGCAGAGCUCAAGGACGGCAUGAGCAUCCUCGAUUUGGGAUGCGGCUGGGGUUCCGGCGCUCUUUUCUUUGCAGAGAUGCUCCCCAACUCGCCCAUCACUGCCUUCUCCAACUCGCGAACGCAAAAGGAGCACAUCGACGCCGAGGCUCGUCGUCGUGGCUUGUCAAAUGUAACAGUCAUCACCGGAAACGUCGUCGACUACGAGUUUGAAGCCGGCAGCUUCGACCGUGUGGUGUCGAUAGAGCUCUUUGAGCACAUGAAGAAUUAUGAGCUGCUCAUGGCCAAGGUCUCGCGCGCCCUCAAGCCCGGCGGCAAGCUCUUCGUGCACAUCUUUGCGCACAAGUCGACCCCGUACGACUACGAGGAAGGCUGGAUGACGACGCACUUCUUCACCGGCGGCACCAUGCCCUCGGCCGACCUGCUUCUCUAUUUCCAGCGAGACCUCAAGAUCCAGAAGCAGUGGUGGGUCAACGGGACGCACUACUCGCGCACCUGCGAGGACUGGCUGUCGUCCAUGACGGCCAACAAGAAGGACAUGUGGCCGCACCUCGUGCACACGUACGGCGACAAGGAUGCGGCGACGUGGUACAAUCGCUGGCAGAUCUUCUACAUGGCCUGCUCGGAGCUGUUUGCGUACGACGGCGGCGACACCUGGGGGGUCGCCCAUUACCUGUUUGAGAAGGAGAAGCAGAGAGGGAAAGACGUCACGGCAGCGUAG
This is a messenger RNA of Purpureocillium lilacinum, 5073 nucleotides long. RefSeq lists its product as uncharacterized. Lineage: Eukaryota; Fungi; Ascomycota; Sordariomycetes; Hypocreales; Ophiocordycipitaceae. Gene Ontology annotation, molecular function: ATP hydrolysis activity; ATP binding; P-type ion transporter activity. The record is from RefSeq and is a predicted model, not a curated record. Gene Ontology annotation, cellular component: membrane. Gene Ontology annotation, biological process: intracellular calcium ion homeostasis; transmembrane transport.